Molecule: messenger RNA, 552 nt
Organism: Postia placenta MAD-698-R-SB12
Lineage: Eukaryota; Fungi; Basidiomycota; Agaricomycetes; Polyporales; Adustoporiaceae
Exons: 6
Coding region: 1-552 (183 amino acids)
Biological process (GO): mitochondrial respiratory chain complex assembly
Cellular component (GO): mitochondrial inner membrane peptidase complex; membrane
Molecular function (GO): serine-type endopeptidase activity
Source: RefSeq, a predicted model, not a curated record
AUGGUGUCGACCCUAGUCUGGCUACCGACCGGCGUCAUCUUCGUGCAAUACUUCUACACCCUGAAAUCGGUCAAGGGCAGAAGCAUGCAGCCAACGCUGAAUCCGGAUUCGUCGCCGUGGCGAGACAUCGUGGUAUUCAACCGGUUUGCUAUCCGUGUCUUGCGGCAGUAUGAGCGAGGGGAUGUGGUAGCCCUACAGUCACCGGCAGACUCAAAGCUCGUGGUGAAGAGAGUUGUAGCCCUCGAAGGCGAUACGGUAAAGACACUACCACCAUAUCCUGACGCAGAAGUCCGCAUUCCGCCAGGACACGCUUGGGUUGAAGGCGACGAAUCAUUCCAUACGGAAGACAGCAACACAUUUGGACCCGUCCCCCUUGCACUUAUCGAAUCUAAGCUUUCGUUCAUCGUUUGGCCCCUGCAACGAUGGGGUCCAUUGCACAAGCAUUUCGCCCCUGAUCCAGCAGCUCCUCGAAAUCACGCCUGGAGAGCUGAGAAGGCCGCCAUGGAAAGAGAACAGUGGAGAAAUUCUCGUAUCACCGUCGCAGAUAAGUAA